This is a messenger RNA of Temnothorax curvispinosus, 1926 nucleotides long. RefSeq lists its product as uncharacterized. NCBI's taxonomy places the organism in Eukaryota, Metazoa, Arthropoda, Insecta, Hymenoptera, Formicidae. The record is from RefSeq and is a predicted model, not a curated record. The transcript is spliced from 2 exons. Bases 104 to 496 code for a protein of 130 amino acids.
GAAAAUUAAUAAAAGGCAAAGAUUAAAAAAAAAACCGGCGAUCUACGCUAGUGAUAAAAGCAACUGGUGAUUUGCUUUUACUCUACUUAAGUACAAUCGGGUGAUGGUGCAAACCGUCCUGCUGCUGCUGCUGCUGCUGCCGACAAUACUGUUGAUACACAAACGCAGAGUGCUAGCGAGGAGGAGAAGGGGGAAGAGGAGUAUGCUGUUGCUGCUGAUCCUCAAUAUCACAGAGAGUCGGAGAGGAGGAGGAGGAAGAAAAUACCCCGUGGAGAGGGAGCAACAGGAACAACAGGAGCACCAGCAGGCACGUCAGCAGGAACACCAUCAGCACCAUCAGCAUCACCAGGUCGGGCAAUUUAAUUUUAUAAAAUUAGUGGCAGAAAACGCGCGUCGGUUUAGAAAUUUCCGGAUACUCGGUAGGGAAGCCAGUUUUCGAAUACGACCGAUACCCGAAGGCGACGAUACCGCGUUGGCUGGAAAACGCAUUCCGUGAAAUUCACACGUAUGCGUUACGUGCAACCGUGCAGGGAGAUUACGUUAGAUUGUCGUUCAGCGGAACUAACGCUCGGUCCGGCGGGGCUAUCGUUUCGCUCGGUACGAGACUUAACUCCCGAGAACAUAUGGGAUCUCGUGAGCUCGGUCGCACAAAGCAACAGGAGAAUCAAUAUCGCUCAAAAUUUCAUCGUGAGCGUUUUCAACGUCGCGGUGCCAGUGGGCCGCGGGGGCUCGACAAACAGAGUAACCGACAUCGCUAAGCGUUCAAUUUUAGAUCUCGGUAAUAGAGAUAAUUUGUACCUCCCUCGUUCCCUCGUGUUGGCACAAAUUUAUCGCGAGCCCGGGAAUCUACGCACGGGGGUGUUGCACGACAGGUGGAAUUCCGUAAAAUGCCAGACUUCCUCGCUUCAGCGUGAAUUAGCGUUAAAACUAGUGAGGAACGCCGGUGUUACGAUACCCAAAGACGGGUGCGGAAUUCCCGAGAUCGAUCUUUUUCAACGUUUUCUCGCAGACGAAAAUAUAGCCAUAAUUACAAUUCCAGCAACUUUGGUAGCGGCGAAAAUCCGUUGUACGACGGUAGUGAAUGACUCGUCUCGUUAGAACGCGAAUCUACGUAUCGUUUAAACAUAAUGUAUUACGAGCAUUCGCAUCAUUACAAUCCAAUAUUAAAUUUGAAUGCUGCCGCCGGUACUCAAAAAGAAUUUUGCGUGUCGUGCAACACUGCGUUUCGUAAAGACAGAGGACAUCGCUGUUCCAAAAAAUGUCCGCAUUGUUACGCCACUCCCUCGUGCGAGAAUCCCGAUGUGGAAAUUGUUAAGUGCGUGACGUGUAAUCGUGCGUUUUUCGGAAAUUCGUAUUUCGAACGUCAUCUCGCGCAAAAAUCUUACGACAGUAAAUCGCACGCGAGCGUCUGUUAGGAUUUGCGAUAAUUGCGGGCGAUUCAUCAAGAGAAGUUCGCGACACGAAUGUGGCGUUUCGUAUUGCAAGACGUGUUGUUUGUUGCAGUCCGCUAAUCAUUUACGUUUUAUGCGGCCUCUUCGACAUAAUGCCGACGUAAACGAACGCCCCGGGCGAGGGUACGAGUACUACGUUAGCACGGGGAGAGGUAUCGCUUCGAAACGAAAAUGACGGCGCGGAUGUAACAAACAACCGUAAUAGCAAAAAAGAACGCGUCACAUUCGUGUUCUAUGAUUUUGAAACGCAUCAAAACGAGACGCUCGAAGGUACGGAGAACGUCAAAGUUCACGUACCGACUCUCUCCGUCGUGCAACAGAUUUGCGAAACGUGCGCCGCGAUAGACAUGUCGUCGGAGCGAUGCCGUUGGUGCGGAGUGCGAGAAUUUAUAUUUCGUCGUGAUCCAGUAAAAGAGUUCAUCGAUUUUGCCACGCAAACGACAAAAUGUUACAAAAAAAUUAUUUGCAUCGCGCA